UUUCUCUCCCAACAGCGGCUAAAAUCAGCUGUUUCAGACUGUUCCAUUGGAUAAUUGCACGCUUUCGACAUGCUUAUUUUCACUUCUAAACGACUUUCGACAGUGUUAGGAUAUUGAUAAAAUUUUUAAACAAUUUACACAUUUUCUUUAAGGUUCCUGUUCGGAAUGAAAUAGUUGUCUUUCCUUUAUGACUACAUUUUUAUACAAAACGUAUUGUACAACAACAAAAGUGGAACUUGGUAGAUCAUUAGUAAAAAUGGCUAAUAAAAAAUCUCCAUUAAUUUUCGAAAUAUUCGCCGAAUGCCAAACUACAAAAGCUCGAACCGGCAGGAUGAUACUUGUUCAUCAUCAUGUGGACACGCCGGUAUUUAUGCCGGUGGGAACUCAGGGAACAUUAAAAGGAUUAUUGCCUCAGCAAUUGGAACAAUUGGAUUGUCAAAUUAUUCUUGGCAAUACUUAUCACCUUGGAAAUAGACCUGGUGUGGAUACUUUACGUAAAGCUGGAGGAUUACACAAGUUCAUGAAUUGGAAAAGAGCUCUUUUAACAGAUUCAGGAGGUUUUCAAAUGGUUUCCUUAUUACAUCUAGCUGAAAUAACAGAAGAAGGUGUUAAGUUUAAAUCACCGUACAAUGAAUCUGAGUGCAUGUUGACACCUGAACAUUCUAUUGAAAUUCAAAAUGCAAUUGGCGCUGAUAUAAUUAUGCAACUUGACGAUGUUGUGAAAAGUACUUUAACCGGACCAAGAGUAGAGGAAGCUAUGCAUAGAACAACACGUUGGUUAGAUCGUUGUUUAUCAGCACAUCAAAAACCAAGUGAGCAAAGCAUAUUUCCAAUCGUACAAGGUGGUCUCAAUGCUGAACUAAGAUCCGAGAGUGCACACCAAUUGAUUAAGCGAGAAGUGAAUGGAUAUGCUAUAGGAGGCUUGAGUGGUGGCGAGAGUAAAGACGAUUUUUGGAAAAUGGUCCAUCUGUCAACAAAUAUUCUUCCAAAGAAUAAACCACGAUAUCUAAUGGGUGUUGGAUUUGCAGUGGAUCUAAUUAUAUGUAGCGCAUUAGGAAUCGAUAUGUAUGAUUGUGUAUUUCCAACGAGAACGGCUAGAUUCGGUUGUGCAUUGAUAAAAACAGGACAGCUUAAUUUGAAGCAAGCGCUAUACAAAACAGAUUUGAGACCCAUAGACGAAGCAUGCGAGUGUAGUACCUGUAAGGGCUACACGCGCGCUUAUCUAAAUCAAAUUGUUACGAUAGAAACGGUAUCAUGUCAUCUGUUAACCGUUCACAACGUUGCAUUUCAAAUGAAACUCAUGCGAGACAUCAGAGAGAGCAUAAAGGAGCAAAGAUUCCCAAGAUUCAUACAGAACUACAUGUUAACAGUUUAUCCCAAUAAGGAAUAUCCAGCAUGGAUAAUUAACGCUUUGGAAGCUGUUAAUGUUACUCUGUUAUAAAACUAGGAUUUGUACUGAAUACAUCUAUUUUAUUUUUCUGA
Molecule: messenger RNA, 1482 nt
Organism: Linepithema humile (Argentine ant)
Lineage: Eukaryota; Metazoa; Arthropoda; Insecta; Hymenoptera; Formicidae
Gene: Tgt
Product: tRNA-guanine transglycosylase
Cellular component (GO): cytosol
Molecular function (GO): tRNA-guanosine(34) queuine transglycosylase activity
Source: RefSeq, a predicted model, not a curated record